Messenger RNA from Rosa rugosa (rugosa rose), 1531 nucleotides. RefSeq names its product protein IQ-DOMAIN 12-like. Gene Ontology annotation, molecular function: protein binding. The record is from RefSeq and is a predicted model, not a curated record. The transcript is spliced from 6 exons. Bases 325 to 1176 code for a protein of 283 amino acids. NCBI's taxonomy places the organism in Eukaryota, Viridiplantae, Streptophyta, Magnoliopsida, Rosales, Rosaceae.
AGUCAUCAUGAUAUACCAUACAAUCUAGGCAGUGCAUCAUUAUUUAUCAGUUAAUCUGUAUGUUAGACUUCCAUUGACACUUGAAGCAUCAAGGGUGCUUGUGGAAUUGACUAUAUAAGUAGACUUACUCUUCAGCAAUUUCAUUAGAAUGAGUGGACUUUCUCUUUACAUUUCUUGCUUUCAGUCUUUCUUUCUGUAAACAAGAACCAUUGAGAACCUACUGAUAUAUCAAGACAAAGAAAAGUCCAUUUGGAGAAUCAUGAAGCUGUGAUAGCUUUAACAGCUUGAAUUUUAUGUUUAACAUAACAAGUUAACGAGGACAUAAUGGCAAGGACAAAGGGCUGGUUUGGUUGGGUGAAGAGGCUCUUUACUCCAGAAUUAAAGACAAACACGAAAAAGAUAUCAAACAAGUGGAGAUGGAUUUUUGGAAGACUUGAACUUCAGCACUACCCUUCUCACGCUGUGCUUACAGCAUCAGAAAGAGCAUUUCGUGAAGCUACAGAAGAGCAGAAAAAACAUGCUUUGACUGUUGCAAUAGCAACAGCGGUUGCAGCCAAGGCAGCUGUAGCUGCUGCCCAAGCUGCAGCUGAGGUUGUGCGCCUAACGGGAGCUUCACAAUCUUUCCACCAUUUCACAAAGUUUGACAGGAACAUGGCUGCCAUUAAAAUUCAAAGUGCUUAUCGCUCGCAUCUUGCAAGGAAAGCAUUGCGAGCCUUGCGAGGACUGGUCAGGCUUCAAGCCAUAGUUCGUGGUCGAGCUGUGAGACGUCAAGCACUCAUAUCUUUGAAGCGGUUGCCAUCUAACAGAAAAGCGCAGACAGAGGUUACGAAAAGGAGCAUUUCUACCGUAGAUGUGAGAUGCAACGGUAGCGAAAAGAAGCAUCUUGGCAGGCCAAAAGGGGAGUUGGAUGAGAAAGAAAUAACACUUUUAUGCAGCAGCAGACAGAUGAGGUGGGAUGACAGUCUAAUUUCAAAGGAGGACAUUGAAGCAAUAUGGCUAAGAAAGCAAGAGGCCAGAAUCAAAAGAGAGCGGAUGAAGAAAUACUCGUUCUCUCUCCGGGAAAGCCAGAAUGUGAAAAUGUUAGAAGAUUCAAAUGGUAGUACUGGUGGAACGUUUGGAACUUCACAAGUUAAACUGAGACAUUUGAGAAAUGAAUAUUCAGUGGAAGGUCGAUGAGUGUAUGCCUUUCAUUUUCAAGACGAUCUUUCUGUCAAGCAAAACAUAACUCUGGUCAAGAUUAAGACCGUAGCUUGAAGGCAACUUCUCCAGUUUUUUGCCAGCUUGCAAUGGUGGCCAUGUCAGGAUCUGCCAAGGAGAGACAAGGCCUCUAGGGCAUGCCGAAACAACGAGUAGGAUCACCGGAUGGACAGUACAAUCAAACUUACCUUAAUAAUGAGAAUGGCUUCUCUGUUUAAUAAUUUUACUUAUAAUGCUCAAUAAAUUAGCAAGCUUUAUUAGUAAGAAUGUUAAGAAUGUAUAGAUUUUGUUGGAAUAUUGGAUCUAUAUUUAAGCAAUAAUAAAUGUUAAAAGA